Messenger RNA from Drosophila melanogaster (fruit fly), 741 nucleotides. RefSeq lists its product as uncharacterized. The transcript has a single exon. The record is from RefSeq and is marked reviewed. Bases 18 to 380 code for a protein of 120 amino acids. NCBI's taxonomy places the organism in Eukaryota, Metazoa, Arthropoda, Insecta, Diptera, Drosophilidae.
AGAUUAGACACAACAAAAUGCGCUUCCUAUUCGCUCUACUUCUCAGCGUGCUCCUGUGUCUGCUCCUGGCUCAGGAGGGCAGUAGCAGCACAUCUACAUCCUCGACGGCGACCACAUCCACCGACUCCUCUGCCACCACUACCACGGCUUCAUCCGCCACCACCACUACCACCACUGCCUCCUCCGCAUCCACCACGACCACUGCCUCCUCUUCCUCCUCCUCGGCGGAGGCCAGGAGGCGCAGACGUGCUCGCCGUCGUCGCCUGGCUCGUGAGCGCCGUCGUCGCCAGGAGCGGAGACAGCGCCAGGAAAAGAGGAGGCGCAGGAUGGAGCAGCUGCUGGUGAGGCAGCGUCGCCUGAUCAAUCAACUUCAGGGAUAGAUAGGGCUGAUUACCAAUGUUACUAGCAAUAUAAAAAUAAAGCCAUAAGUGCUAAUUAAUGUGCUAAUUACAUAUGCGUUGCUUAAUGGCCUGGUAAAAACCUACAAAGUGUAAGUUUUAGUCCUUUUAAAUGCUAAAUGUGCAAGUCAUUUACUGAAAAGUUACUAUUGCAAUAUUAUGCUUAGUAAUCUUUAUAUACAUAUUGUAGUUUUACAGUAACAAUAGACUUCUUUCGUCGGUAGGUAUCAUUACUCUAAAAGCAAUGUGAAGAAGGAAUCUUACAUGCAUGCCAUGCAAUAAUCAUAUAUUUAACGAGAGAGAAUGACAUAGUAGAGCUCCCCAAUGUGUGGGAUAUCGAUAG